Molecule: messenger RNA, 405 nt
Organism: Thelazia callipaeda (thelaziosis nematode)
Lineage: Eukaryota; Metazoa; Nematoda; Chromadorea; Rhabditida; Thelaziidae
Source: the annotation of a GenBank genome assembly
AUGUGUCGUCCACAUUUUUGUGUACGGUAUCGAAACUACUGUACUGCAAUGUCAUCUAGUGCCUUCGCUUGGUUUUUGGCAUUUUCUGCUGCCAUACCUCUUUACUUAUAUUCAGAAUUGGUGGAAUUACAGAUGGCUAGUGCUAUCAGACGUACGAGAUUUGUUUGCAUCGCUAAGUGGCCUAGUUUAAGUAGUGCGAGAUGGUAUAUUAUAUUUUCAUCCAUAUUAAUUUUUGUCUUGCCGUUAUCACUCAUGAUAUACUUCAAUUAUCAUAUUUUGAAAAAGCUCAGAGAAGCUUUACUCUGUAGCAAACGUAUGAAACGUGCGUCUCAAACUCGGGUGCCCUAUCAUCGUGUUACACGUUUAGUACUUUGGGUUGUAAUAUUUCAUGCUGUAUGUUGGUAA